Liolophura sinensis is the source of this 6540-nucleotide messenger RNA. RefSeq names its product ATP-dependent translocase ABCB1-like. The record is from RefSeq and is a predicted model, not a curated record. Gene Ontology annotation, biological process: oligopeptide export from mitochondrion. Gene Ontology annotation, cellular component: mitochondrial inner membrane. The transcript is spliced from 28 exons. Lineage: Eukaryota; Metazoa; Mollusca; Polyplacophora; Chitonida; Chitonidae. Gene Ontology annotation, molecular function: ATP hydrolysis activity; ABC-type oligopeptide transporter activity; ATP binding. Bases 338 to 4567 code for a protein of 1409 amino acids.
AAGUGGAUACGGCGUGACGGAGACAAAUUUCUUUCCUGUUCUCGCUGAGUUUAUAAAAAUCCUACUAUGGGCAGUUCAUUUAUAAACUGUAGCAGCUACUCCUUUGUAUGAAUCAGUCUGUCGUGUACGGUGACAAGUGUCUGGCGGUUAGUAACACAGUAGAGAUGACUUGUGAUCAUUCCUUCUGGCAGUCGCCACAAAACAACCGGAAAAAACCAUCAAAGAUUUAUGAUCAAAGAGGCAAACAUUUUUCAAGAAACUCCUGGAAGAGCUUCGCAGAAAAACUAAGAGGAGGAUCGAUUUUUGUCGGGAGUUAAAUGGUGUGGGACCAGUAACGAUGGUGAAUGUGAGUGAGCUAGACAAGGGCGUAAACUCGCCCCUGGGAAGUCCAACAACACCGCCCAGUGAACAGAGAGAAGUAGAGACUCACUUGCCAGACGACAUUGAUUCAGUCAUGCCUUCUUCACCCGAAAUGGAAAAUGAAAUCUUGGACAGUGUUGCCAAUAGCAACGGGAAGAUACAAAUUCAAAAUGUAGGAGGAGGAGACAAUGCUAAGAAUGGGAGCCUGCUGCAAGAUGUUGGGGAUUCCUGUCGUCUAGUCAGGAUAACUUCGCCUGAUGUAAGCUUGACGCACAUCAGUGCAAAAGUUCCCAAAGAUGGAUCAGGUGAAAAUACUGAGACUGCGGUGAUCUUUAGUAAGAAUAACAUGAAGAAGAAAGGCACGGAUAAAAAAGAGAAAGAAAAGAAGAAAUCAGCAGAUGUCAGAAGAGUGGGCUUCUUCCAGCUGUUCCGCUUCUCCAGCAAGAUGGACAAGCUUCUGAUGGUUGUGGGGACACUUGGUGCUAUAGGAGCAGGAUGUGUCAUACCAGUGAACUUCAUCAUCUACGGCAAUGUGGCAAUGACCUUCAUACAAGGGGCUAAUCCGAAUGUGACAAGUGGGGCUCCUAACGAGACCUCAAUGGAUGACCUGUUCUCUGAUGUAUCCAGCUACUCGCUCCAGUUCUGCCUGGUUGGCAUGGCCGUCUGGCUCUGUAUGUACCUCGGCGUCUCGCUCUGGACCAUGGCUGCUGAAAGCCAGAUGGUCAAAAUACGCCACACUUUUUUCCGCUCGGUGCUGAGACAGGAGAUCGGCUGGUUUGACACACAUGACAGCGGGGAGCUGGGAUCGAGGAUGGCAGAUGAUUUGCUUAAGAUCGGGGAUGCCAUGGGGGACAAAAUGGGCAUGUUCAUUCAGUGGAUUACAAUCUUCAUUGCUGGAUACGUCAUGGCACUGGUCCAGGGGUGGAAGCUGGCCCUCGCCGUUAUGAGCAUCUGCCCCAUAUUAAUUUUUGCAUCUGGUUUUGUGGGAAAGGUGAUGAGGUUCUACUCUCAGAAGGAGAUGAAGGCCUACGCUGCAGCAGGCUCUGUGGCGGAGGAGGUGUUAUACUCUAUACGUACUGUCGCUGCCUUCCACGGCCAGGAGAAGGAGAGUGAACGAUAUUAUGGUAAUCUUCACAACGCACGAAAGCUGGCAAUUCGCAAAAGUUUUAUUUUCGGCUUUGGCACAGGGUGUUUCUGGAUCAUCAUAUUUGGGGGCUUUGCCAUCGCAUUUAUAUUUGGUGUCCAUCUGUACCAACAGGGUGAAAUUCAUCCAGGUAUUAUUCUACAGGUGUUUUUUGGUGUGUUGAUGGGUUCCAUGUCGUUGGGUCAUGCCUUCCCCAAUCUGGAGAGCUUUGCCUUAGCUAGGGCAGCAGCAGCAACCAUUUUUGACAUCAUAGACAGAAAAUCCUUGAUAGACAGUUCCUCAGCAGAAGGAAAAAGACCGGAGAAGACAGAGGGCAAUAUAGAGUUUAAGGGCAUCGAAUUUACUUAUCCCUCCAGACCAGAUGUCAAGGUUUUGAGUGGCCUUGACCUGACCAUCAAUGUGGGGCAGACAGUGGCCCUAGUGGGUGCAAGUGGGUGUGGGAAAAGUACCACAGUACAGCUACUGCAGCGGUUUUACGACCCAGACCAGGGCCAGGUGUUACUGGAUGGCCAUGACCUGCGUGAGCUGAACGUGAGCUGGUUAAGACAGCAGAUUGGAGUGGUCAGUCAGGAGCCCGUCCUGUUCGCCACGACCAUCGCAGAAAACAUCCGCUUUGGGAAGGACGGUGUCACACAGCAGGAGGUCGAGGCUGCGGCGAAGGAAGCCAACGCUCACCAGUUCAUCAUGGAUCUCCCUCUGAAAUAUGAGACUCAGGUUGGUGAAAGGGGAGCACAACUCAGUGGAGGCCAAAAACAGAGAAUAGCCAUUGCACGUGCUCUUGUCCGCAAUCCCAAGAUCCUCUUGUUAGAUGAGGCUACGUCGGCCUUGGAUACGGAGAGUGAAGCCAUUGUGCAGGAUGCACUGGAAAAGGCUCAACAUGGACGAACCACGUUGGUGAUUGCUCACCGCUUGUCUACAAUCAUCAACGCUGACAACAUUGUUGUGGUACAGCAUGGUUGUGUUGUGGAACAGGGCACGCACACAGAGCUGAUGGCGAAACAGGCCGUCUAUCACAGCCUAUACCAGGCAAGUGGAAAACCCCAUCCAGCAAAAGGAUCCUAUUACUCACCUAUCUGGAGAAGAUGUAUCCGAAUGAUCGAUGAUGACAGCAGCAUGACAGAUGAAGAGACAGAUGAGGAACAGUUGCUGUUGCUGACACCCAAGCUGCGACGCGCUGGCAGCCUGCGGAGUGGUGGGUCACGUACAAGCCUCAGACGAAACCUGUCGGGGCUCUCAGAGGGGCUGCCACCGCAAGAAGAAGAGGAGGAGACGGCUCAGAAGGGUGAAGUGGCCCGCAUCAUGAGACUCAACUCCCCCGAGUGGCUCUACAUCGUUGUGGGCUGCAUCGCCGCUACGGUCGUGGGAGGAAUCCAUCCCAUGUUUGCCCUCAUAUUCAGUGAGCUUUUAAAAGUGCUAGCUAAUCCUGACCCAGAGGAGCAGAGGUCCCAGGUGUACUUCAUGAGUGGAAUGAUCAUCGGUGUAGGCGCAGGGGUCUGGCUCUUCAAAACUAUACAGUUUUCCUGUUUCGGAAAAUCAGGUGCCAAUCUAACGAUGAGGGUGCGGAAUAUGGCGUUCAGGGCAAUGCUGAGACAGGAUAUAUCAUUUUUUGAUGAACCUAGGAACCAGGUGGGGAGUUUGGCAGCUGUCUUAGCCAAUGAUUCCGCACAGGUGGAAGGGGCAACUGGCGUGAAGAUGGGAACGCUGAUGGAAUCCCUGGCCAGUAUCAUCGUCGCCUUGACGAUAGCCUUCUACUUUGGGUGGAAGUUGGCAUUCGUUGUGGUUGCCUUCUUUCCUGUAAUGAUUUUUUCAGGGAUUGUACAGGGCAAAAUGUUGCUGGGAUUUGCCAAAGGAGAUCGUAAUUCUCAGCUGGAGGCGUCUAAAAUUUCACUGGAAGCCAUAGACAAUAUCAGAACAGUUGCUUCUCUGACUAAGGAGAAAGCUUUUGUGGACAAGUAUUCAGCUAUCUUCAAUAAAGUGUAUAAGAAAGCGCAGAAGCGAGCUCAGCUGUAUGGGCUUACAUAUGGGUUCACCCAGAGCGUCAUGUACUUUGCCUAUGCAGCAGCAUUCAGCUAUGGAGCCUAUCUGGUACAGCAUGGAGAGAUGCAAUUCUUUAAUGUUUUCAGGGUGUUUGCCGCCAUCAUCUUCACGGGCAUGGCCGUGGGAAGAACCAACUCUUUGGCACCAGACUUCACCAAGGCAAAGCUGGCAGCGGGGAAACUCUUCAGUCUGUUUGACAGACAACCUCUGAUUGAUAUCAACAGUGAUGAAGGAAACUCACUGGAGAAUUUUUCUGGCCGCCUGUCCUUCUCAGAUGUUCGUUUUCGCUACCCUACUCGCCCGGAUGUCCGUGUGCUGCGAGGCUUUGACCUUGAGGUGACCCCUGGACAGACGGUUGCCCUUGUGGGAUCAAGUGGUUGUGGCAAGAGCACCAGCGUUCAGCUGGUGGAGAGGUUUUAUGAUCCAAUCAAAGGCAGUGUGUUGUUUGACGGACAUGAUGCCGCGGAUCUAAACUUGAACUGGCUGCGCUCACAGAUUGGAAUCGUCUCGCAGGAGCCGGUGCUGUUUGACCGAAGCAUUGCAGACAACAUCGCAUACGGGGACAACUCUCGGCAGGUGGACAUGAGCGAGAUCAUCGCAGCGGCCAGAGCGGCCAACAUCCACUCCUUCAUCCAGAGUCUGCCUAUGGGUUAUGAUACACCGGCAGGUGAUAAAGGGGGACAACUCAGUGGAGGACAGAAGCAGCGAGUGGCAAUUGCUCGAGCUCUUGUCCGAAACCCCAAAAUUUUACUGCUAGAUGAAGCAACUUCAGCAUUAGAUUCGGAAAGUGAGAGAGUUGUCCAGGAGGCUUUGGACAAAGCCCGAGAAGGUCGCACUUGUAUUGUGAUAGCUCAUCGACUUUCGACGAUCCAAAACGCGGAUCGUAUAGCUGUGAUAAAUCAAGGUCGAAUUGUAGAGCAAGGAUCUCACCAGCAGCUGAUGGUGCGAAAGGGCGUCUACUAUGCGUUGAAUAACACACACGUAGUGUCCCAGAAACGCAAGUCCAGGGCGAGUCUGGGUAACUGAUACAGGUAUGGGACAACGUGAACACCCAUGGACACUUUCAGUGCUGAUAUCAGUUUGAAAGAAUCUGAAUAUAACUUACUAUUGCCGUUCUCACAUCAGAUUGACCUCCGUGAAAAUGUAGACCCCAUUAUCCUGUAACCCCUAUAUGAAGAUGGAAAACGGACCCCCCAGUGAAAAUAUCAUUGUGGAUCAAUCCCUAUCGGUGAUGUCAGAUGUUCAUCAGUGUGAACAUUGCCUAUCGGUACUGAUGGGAGAUUGCAAAGGGCCCCUGUGUGAGUCUGAUCACCUCAUGCCUGUGUAAAAUGGAUUCUCAGAGGCCAGACAUAACCAGAGUUACCCCCAGUAGUGCUGUUAUCAGGGUGGACACCUCGUGCUGUCCAUGCGGUGACAAGUGGACCUCAGUGUAAAUCCCCUGGUGCAUGUACCCUAGUGAAGCAGUUAUCAGAGUGGACACCUCAUGCUGUGUGUAGGGGGACAAGUGGACCUCAUUGUAAAUCCCCUGGUGCAUGUACCCUAGUGAAGCAGUUAUCAGAGUGGACACCUCAUGCUGUGUGUAGGGGGACAAGUGGACCUCACUGUAAAUCCCCUGGUUCAUGUACCCUAGUGAAGCAGUUGUCAGAGUGGACACCUCAUGCUGUGUGUAGGGGGACAAGUGGACCUCAUUGUAAAUCCCCUGGUUCAUGAACCCCAAUGAGGCAGUUAACAGUGUGGACCCCUCAUGCUUAGUGUUUGUGAAGCUAGCACAUAUGUCUCAUCAAAGAAUAUCAGUAUGUGUACUUGAUGAUAGUAAUUGGAGCAAGUGCACUCUAUAUUAUAUAAUAAUAUUUGUAAAUAUCGACCCAGAAUGUUUGAUAGACUAUCUGAUACUAUAACUGGGGAUAUUUAUGUCAAAGUUAAAUAUUUUUGGGGCCUAUGAGAGUAGCCCUGGCGUGAUAAUAGGUUAUAUGAUUGUCCCCUCUGCUCUCAAGGAACAGCUUGAUCCUACAUGUGCUGCCAUCUGUGUACAGUUAUACUUUAAUAAUGUAAUUAAUAUAAUUAAAGUCAUAAUAUACUGGGGCCGGUUUCAUGAAACUGACUUAGCAUAAAGUUGCCCUUGUCUAAGUACACUUUAUAUCUCUACAACAUAUGUCGUCGUGGUAGUUAAGGUCACACUUAGCUAAGUGAGCUUCGUUAAACUGGCGCCUGUUCUUUAAUCAGGGAAUAUAUUCAUUCAAACAAAUGCAUUUAUCAUCCAUCUUAUACAUCUGGGCUGUGGCCGAGUCAUUAAUGUGCUAACCUCUCAUGAGAUGUGGGUUCAAACCACCUUCAAAUAACUUAUGAUAGCCAUCAUAGGGGAAGGAAUCAUACGGAACCAUGCCAUAAAUUAAAUCAAAAUGAGGAAAAAAAAAGUGUUAAAAUAAUUAACGAAACCCCUGAAUAGAAAGAAAAGGGUUAAUUAUAGUGACCAUAGGAUAAGGAUCAAAUGGAGAUGAGUGCAAACUUAUGAUUAACUAUUGUUAAGAUGCGUGUCAGUAUGUACCAUUUAAAAGUUAAUGUAUAUCUUUCAAUGACUCAUUUGAAAUAAUUUUGCAGUCACCCUUUUUGGAGCAUUUAUGAGGAGAAAGGCCAUGUUUAAAUGGUCAGUAGUAAAGAAAGGAUAAAUAAAUAAUAUUUUUUGCACAAUGUUGCAGGAAGUAACAGGUUUUACCUACAGCGGAACUUUCAGUCUUUAAAAACAAAUGUACCCACACACCAUGCCAUAAAUUAUUAACUGUGUUAACCAUAUUUUUGAUUUCAUUUUCCAAGUGAAGCCAGCUGAUCAUUGUGUGUACAUGUUCAUCAGGGGUUACAGUAAACAUAUUUUGUGCGCAGCAUUGUUGUUGUUCAAUUCUUGGACAAAGAUUUUGCUGUGCCACGUACAAAGAUUUCUGCAUUAUAAUCUGACUUUCGGUCAUGUUUAGGUGUUUUAGGUAUGCCCGAUCAUUGACUGCUCA